Suillus plorans is the source of this 1086-nucleotide messenger RNA. RefSeq lists its product as uncharacterized. NCBI's taxonomy places the organism in Eukaryota, Fungi, Basidiomycota, Agaricomycetes, Boletales, Suillaceae. The record is from RefSeq and is a predicted model, not a curated record. The transcript has 4 exons. The coding region runs from base 1 to 1086 and encodes 361 amino acids.
AUGACCGUACCCACACAAGCAGCUAACGACACAUUGAACGUCACCCUGGAGGUCGUGCAAUCGCUGAUGAAGCAAUGCAUCAAGGUGAAGGAGGGCGAUCCUGAGGCCUUCAGGUUAUCAGAUGAUAUUGCCAGGCGUGUGGUGAGUAUUUGUUGCUAUAGUCCCCUUGAAAUUCUCUCGGAUAAACUAACACAUCUGACACCGGCAAAAGACUUAAAAUUAUAUGGUGGGAGUGCCACGUCAUUUUCCCCGCGUCUGCUCUCUUUUGCUGCCGUUGUGAGACAGCACUCAAGGGGCGGCGCCUUUGAGAGUGUCCCUGACUGGACCACUGUUACCGACGACGACCCAUGGAUCAAGAACCACCCGUGGUUCGAGAAGACCGUGGACUACCGUCCACCCUCUGCGCUUGAUGUUCCUGCAAUCGCGACAUCAAGCACAAUUCCCACUGUCGCACCCGCAACAACAGCUCCCAUCAUCCCACUAUUGACGCCCUCAGCUUCACCGCCCAUGCCAUCCCACAUGGACUUGGAUCUUGUCACUCAGUCAGUAGCGAAACAGACAGGAUCUCUGCAGUUGCGAGCGCACAAGAAGAGAAAGGCGGACGAUGAAGACGCUGAUGGGGUGGUUGCCAAAAAGAGCAGGAAGUCCAAGUCAAAUGUCGACAAAGGGCCCACCGGAGUAUUGUAUGACGAACCAAAGCCUGUCACUGAUGACAAAGAUGUUCCGCCAGCCACAGACAAGGGUUUCCAGGAUGCAGAAACUCGGGCUGCAGAAUGGGGCUUGGAUGCUCAUAUCGCUACUCCACGGCAGCAUUCCGUUCAUCACCACGCCCGGCAGUGCGACAAAUGCACUAAAUUAAACAUACCCUGCCUUGUCCUCCCCGACAAGAAAUUCGGAUACUUGCGCCUCGCCUGCACAAAUUGCGAUAACAUGAAAAUCACUUGCGCAAUCGACGGCGUUGGUGUCCGGCAGCGGUUGCAAGCGAGAGUGGUGAAACAAUCCUCCGACCCUGCCAAUCAUCCCAAGACAUCCAAGUCCCGAGUUGUCUCAAAAACACUUGUCAGACAUCCUUCCCACUCUGAAUAG